UGCCGCCCCGCCCCCCCUCCCGAAGCUGCUGGGAGUUGCAGUUCUUUGAGCCCGUUUUUUCCCCGGCCGGCCCGCCGGGCCCGGGAGAUCCGUCAUGCUCUGCGCCACCAGCCGCCUUCUAGCGGCCCGGACGGCGACGGCGCUCCCCGCGCAGCCCAGAGGCCGGGGCCCCGGGGCCCGCUGCCGGCGAAGGGAACUACAUUUCCCAGGGCACCCCGAGCUGCCCCUGGGUGACUUCUUGGCGGGGCGGCUCCCAAGAUCGAGCGUGUCGGCGGGCCGGAGGGCGAUCCUGAGGAGGGGCAGGAUGCCGCCGGCGGUGCGCGGAGGCCCGGCAGGGGUCGAGCUGCGUCCCCGGCGGGGCCGCUGUGGGCCCCAGGUUACUAGGGCUGUGGGGCCGGACGUGGCCGCCGAGCCUACAGCGCGGAGCCCCAAACGGCCUGCUCGGGGCUCGCGGCGUUUCGAGGCAGCCGGCCGGUGGGCUCUGCUGGCCCUGGUGACGCUGCUGGCCUUCGCCACCCGCUUCCACCGUCUGGACGAGCCGCCACACAUCUGUUGGGAUGAGACUCACUUUGGAAAAAUGGGAAGCUAUUAUAUCAACCGCACCUUUUUCUUUGAUGUGCACCCACCUCUGGGAAAGAUGCUGAUAGGUCUUGCUGGCUACCUGAGUGGGUAUGACGGGACUUUUUUGUUCCAGAAGCCUGGGGACAAAUAUGAGCAUCACAACUACAUGGGAAUGAGAGGAUUCUGUGCUUUCCUUGGUUCCUUGCUGGUUCCCUUUGCCUACCUCACUGUAUUGGAGCUGUCCAAGUCCCUCCCCGCAGCACUGCUCACCGCUGCCCUCCUGACCUUUGAUACAGGAUGCCUUACUCUGUCCCAGUAUAUCCUCCUUGACCCCAUCUUGAUGUUCUUCAUCAUGGCUGCCAUGCUGAGCAUGGUCAAGUACAACUCCUGUGCCGACAGGCCCUUCUCUGCCCCCUGGUGGUUCUGGCUCAGCCUGACUGGCAUUAAUCUGGCUGGUGCUUUAGGGGUCAAGUUUGUUGGCCUCUUUAUCAUCCUGCAAGUGGGGUGGAACACCAUUUCAGACCUUUGGCACCUGUUUGGAGACCUCAGUCUUUCAGUGGUGACUGUGGGGAAACACCUGACCGCUCGCAUCCUGUGCCUCAUAGUGUUGCCGCUGACUCUCUACACAGCCACUUACGCUGUUCACUUCAUGGUGCUGAACAAAAGUGGUCCUGGCGAUGGCUUCUUCAGUUCUGCCUUCCAGGCCCGGCUUUCAGGCAACAACCUUCACAAUGCUUCCAUCCCCGAACAUCUGGCCUAUGGCUCCGUGAUCACCGUGAAGAAUGUGCGGAUGGCCAUGGGCUAUCUCCAUUCCCACAGGCACCUCUACCCCGAAGGCAUUGGCGCCCGCCAGCAGCAGGUCACCACCUAUCUGCACAAGGACUACAACAACCUGUGGAUUAUCAAGAAACAUAACACAAACGCAGAUCCCCUGGACCCUUCAUUCCCAGUAGAGUUUGUAAGACAUGGAGACAUCAUUCGGCUAGAACACAAAGAGACUUCUCGGAACCUGCACAGUCACUAUCAUGAGGCCCCCCUGACCCGGAAGCACUAUCAGGUCACUGGCUAUGGCAUAAAUGGGACAGGAGACUCAAAUGAUUUCUGGCGGAUUGAGGUUGUAAACAGAAAAUUUGGAAACCGGAUCAAAGUGCUAAGAAGUCGCAUUCGCCUCAUCCAUCUGGUCACAGGCUGUGUCCUGGGCUCCUCGGGAAAGGUCUUGCCCAAGUGGGGCUGGGAACAGUUGGAAGUUACUUGCACCCCAUACCUAAAGGAAACCCUCAACUCUAUCUGGAAUGUGGAGGACCAUAUCAAUCCCAAAUUGCCAAACAUCAGCCUGGACGUGCUGCAGCCCACUUUUCCUGAGAUCUUGCUGGAGUCCCACAUGGUGAUGAUCCGGGGGAACAAUGGACUCAAACCCAAGGACAAUGAGUUCACAUCCAAACCCUGGCACUGGCCUAUCAACUAUCAGGGCCUGCGCUUCUCAGGGAUCAAUGACACAGACUUCCGCGUGUAUCUGCUUGGCAACCCGGUGGUUUGGUGGCUGAAUCUGUUGAGCAUUGCCCUCUACCUCCUCUUGGGGAGCAUCAUUGCUGUAGCCAUGCAGAGAGGGGCAUGCCUGCCUGCAGAGGUUGAAGGGCUGUCCCAGGUCCUGCUGCAAGGAGGCGGUCAGCUCCUGCUUGGCUGGAUGCUCCAUUACUUCCCAUUCUUCCUGAUGGGCCGGAUCCUCUACUUCCACCACUACUUCCCAGCCAUGCUCUUCUCCAGCAUGUUGACAGGGAUUCUGUGGGAUACUCUCCUGCGGCUCUGUGCCUGGAGUCUGGCCUCCUCUUCCCUGGCCAGGGGCAUAUAUGCGGUGGGACUCCUGAGCCUGCUCCUGGGAACUGCCUACAGGCUGUUUGACCUGGAGCCCGACCUGCUGCUGCUCUUCCAGUACAACUGUCGCCAGUUCUCCAGCCCAGAGGACUGCCUGUCAUCCCCCGAGUUCCUGGACCACAUCAGGAAGGUGAUGCUCGUGAUUGACACUGCAGUGACCAAUGUAGAGGACCUGUCCUCACUGGAGGAGUACCUUGCUGGCUUGGGCAAGAAGCACCGUGCAGUGGGUGUGAAGCUCAGCUCCUUCUCGACGGUGGGUGAGUCCCUGCUCUACAUGCUGGAGAAGUGCCUGGGCCCCGCGUUCACACCAGCCGUGCGGGCCGCCUGGAGCCAACUCUAUGGGGCCGUGGUACAGGCCAUGAGUCGAGGCUGGGAUGGCAAGUAAGAGGCGGCCCCUGCCCGGCAGCCUCCAGCUGGCGGCCCCCAUCGGUCUGUGUCUGUCUGUUGCUCUGUGUCUGUGGUAGCCCAGGCUCCCUUAGGCCUCCCUGCAUCUUGGUCCUUGUCCCCUUGGCUGUCCGGGAGAGGUGAUAGAGCAGGACUGGGUCUCCGUCCCCCUCACCUCCAAGUGAGACGGGGGUGGCUUUUCCUUCAGGAAGGAAGGAAAUUCUGGAUUUCCCCGACCCCUAGUAGCCUCUCCCCUGCCUGCCAUCUCUUCCCUCUGGCAUCCCUCCUGUGCUAGGACAGGGGCAGUGUGUGGCCACAGAGGUGGCAUGGCGCUGGGAAGGUGGAGAGCUCUGAGAGCAUGGGUGCUUGUCACCUACCCUCGUCAGGUGGGCCCGGGCCAACCAGGGGAGUGGGAGGCAGAGCUUCGGGCACCUUCCCAUUUCGCCUGCUUUCCAUGCUUUUCUCUCCCAGGGGCAUCUGCCUUUCACAAGUAAAGAGGAGGGACUUUGUUAGCCUUCAGGGUGGAAUCCCAGGUAGUGGGAGCAGAUAAUCAAGGGAGACGCUGAGGACGGGAGAGCGGACCUCAUCUGGGUCUCAGAUGCGCCUGCCAGCGUAGUUUUUCUUUUGCCGUGUCCUGUUCCUGUUCCCCCAUUCAGGCUGCUGCUCGGAGCUCCUUUAGUACCACUAGUACCACUCUCUGCAGGAACCGGCUAGCCAGCUGGGGGCGGGGGGCGCGGGCGGGGGAGCGCAAGGAAGGGGGCGUGAUUUCAUUCCAGAGAGGCCUGAGUUCCGGUGGCUGUUCUUCACCACCCCUCCUGCAGGGCUGGGCUUAUCUCCCCCCAGCCUCCUUUCUGCCGCUGCUCACGUGGACUGUGGGGCCACAGCUCCCCACGUUCAAUACCUGGUGUGUGCCUGGAUGUAGGCUGCUGGAGAGAAGAGAGUGUGGCAGGGGAGGCCCUCCACCCUCGCCCUGAGCUGUCUGCACUUUUACCUUCUGCUCCCUGCCGUGGUUGUAUAAACUCAUGAGGAAUAAACCUGUUCUGUGUGCCUCUCUGA
This is a messenger RNA of Callorhinus ursinus (northern fur seal), 3873 nucleotides long. The record is from RefSeq and is a predicted model, not a curated record. NCBI's taxonomy places the organism in Eukaryota, Metazoa, Chordata, Mammalia, Carnivora, Otariidae.